This is a messenger RNA of Gallus gallus (chicken), 1775 nucleotides long. RefSeq lists its product as uncharacterized. Lineage: Eukaryota; Metazoa; Chordata; Aves; Galliformes; Phasianidae. The transcript has a single exon. The record is from RefSeq and is a predicted model, not a curated record. The coding region runs from base 159 to 1418 and encodes 419 amino acids.
UGGCAAUAGCCAGGGGGAGAUGAACUCAGCAUCUUCCGAAGGAAAAGGCAUGUUUAUAAAUAGCUGUCCCCGCUCUGCCGGCUUCCCCCAGCCCCAAAGCCUUCCCCUCACCACUGUGUGUGCUCAGGGCUGAGAGAGGCUCCUCGGGCACAGACGUGAUGGUGUGUCCCAGUUUGGCUCUGCACGUGCGAGCAAGAGGGCAGUACGUGGCCGUCUGCACACCAUGCAGGGCUGCACCUGCUCUGGGCUGCAGGGAGCCCCCAUCCAUGACAUGGGGUGAGCAUCCAGCCCCGGGUGCAGGGCUCCUUCCCCAUGCCUUGGCGGUGACCCCCAGCCGGGUAGGGUUUCCCCUUCGCUCCCCAGCUGUCCUUAUCCAUCUGUGCUGCACGUUCUCAGAGCAGGGUUGCAUGCCCCAAAGCCUUCCCAAAGCCACCGUCACCAGGGCAAGCGUGGGGCUGGGCGUCCCCUUUGCCAUCUCAGCUCCUUUCUGGGGAGCUUUGCCACCACUUAGCAUCUGCAAAGCUGCCUUCCGUCCCCAGGUGCACAAAUCCAGAUGUCAUCUUCCUUCCCCCCUUCUGCUCACAUCCUUCCUCCACCUGCUUCCAGCCCCUCCUAAACAAAGCCCCGUAGCCAUGGUCAGUAAUCCCUGCAGAAGAGAGAGCGGAGGCAUAAAGGAGCACCGGGAGCCCGGCGGAGUGAGGGAGGAAGGGAGCUUUCUGCUGAGCCACGGCACGUCACACAGGGCUCUGGUGGUGGUGCAGGUUGUCUGUAGGCUCCUGGCACAGCUGAUGCUCAUCCCUCACCCUCCACCCAGCAUCACAUCCUCGCAAUUCACCCCAGGCUGCGAUCCAGCCGUGCAUCCUGUGGGCCCUAUAGCUGGAAUGCAGCCCCAGGGGUUUCUCCCCAGACGGACGGAGGCAGUGAGCCUCCCACAGCUGAGUGCUGGCCUCGCUCCCAGCCCUUCCCUGAGGAGGGGGCCCCUUUCACCCCAACGGUGUUGUGUGAAGCGGCGCAGGCCUGGGCGGAUAUGGCAGCCGGCUUCCAUCUUCCUUUCAUUCACUCCAAGCACAAGAAGCCAUGCCAGCAGCACUGCAUCACCCAGCACCCAUCAUCAUCAUGGGGUGAGCGCUCAGCCCCAUGCACGGCCCUUCCUGCAGCCACCCCUCCCCGCCGGCUGCACAGAGCCAGGUGCAGGAGGAGCAAAUGCAAUUACAACCUGCCCGCAGCUGGCGAUGCUCAGACAGCCCCGUGAGACAGCCCUGCCGUGGACACGCCGCCUGUGGGGCUGCCCCACACCUCGAGCAGAGCAGGGAUCCAUGCACCGACCUCCCCUCUCCGGCUGCGUGUGCGGCCCCACGGCGCGGCGCAUGCUGUUUGUUUGCAUAGCGGCGAGCGGGGGCCGAAGCCAAAUCCAUUAAGCAAGCAAAUAAAUAAGAAGGCGUGAGAUAAAGCAGCUGAAGGCAGCCCGCCUGCUGCGCUCCCUGCUGUGCCUGCACCCACUGGGUGCCAGGUGAUUUCACACCCAGCCCGGCUCCCAAACCCAUUUUCCCCAGAACCGUGAGGGUUGUUUGGGAAACAACAAAAACCCACCGGAGGAAAAAGUUCUCUUCAAAGCAAAGCGCCCCAAAAAGCAGCCGGCACACAGAGGCUGCUGUAGGCUGGCACCCUCAGCCAGGCUGUUUUCUCAUGGGAGUGGCAUCGCCCUUUCCCAAGGGCUGGGAAUCUUUGCUUCGCUUUAUUUUUAACGCGGAAUAAAGGCACGCGGUGGAACAGAA